UGGAGCACAGAGCAGGGAGCACUGAGCAGGGAGUACAGAGAGCAGGGAGGGUCUCUGCCCCCACCCCACCCCUGGGGACUCCACAUUUGGAUCAUCACCACCAUGAGGAGGUGGGCGAGGAAGAGGAGAAACCAACACUCCCAUACGCAGAUGAAGGACUUGAAGCUGUGCCAGUUGACGCGGAAAAUCACCAUGAUGAUCCGGGUGUGCAAAAUGUUCCGCCAAGGCCUGCGUGGCUUCCGAGAGUACCAGAUUAUGGAGGAAACACACUGCAAAGCUUCAGUCUUCACCACUUCCUCUAAGAAGCAGGGUCCACUGCUGUUCAACUACAAAGACUUCAAGAGUCAGAAGGGCCACUUCCCCCCCAGGGCCAUCGAGAUCACGAAGAAGAUCCCGGCUUGGAGGCAGGAGGCAGAACUCCGGAUGCUGUGCAACCUCCUGCAGGUGAUCGAGAGCUUCCGUACCUACAGCGAGCGGCUGCAGGAGCUGCUGGCCAAGGUCAUCCGCUUCGAGAGAUUUGGACGCCGACGGGUUAUCGUCAAGAAGGGGCACCCAGGCCACAGCUUCUACUUCAUCUACCGGGGGAAGGUGGCCGUGACGGACGAUGAGGACGGGAGCAGCGCUUUCCUGGACCUGCACCCCACCAUGCUGCACCAGGGGGCAUCCUUCGGGGAAGUGGCUCUGUUGAGCAGAGUGCUGCGGAUCGCCACCGUGGUCUGCAUGGAUGAGACGGAGCUGCUGGUCGUGGACAGGGAGGAUUUCUUCGCCAACCGGCUGGACGAGGAGCUCCAGGCCGAGUUCCAGCAGCGCUUCGACUUCUUCAGGAACAUGGAUCUGUUCCGCACCUGGCCCGAUGAGCUACUUCAGGCCCUCUCCCGCCAGUGCAAAGUGGAGAAGUACCGGUUCGGGCAGGUCAUCUGCCAGGACAUCACCCAGUCAGGGAACGCCCUGUUCAUCCGACAGGGUCAUUGUGACGUCCUGCGUCUGGUAGACCUGCCCACCUGUCCCUCCUACUACAAAUGGAUCUGGCAGCACCUGCAGUAUCAGAAACACAGCAAAAUGGAUCACAAGACGCUGGGCUGGGUGAGCGUGCUGGAGCAGAAGCCCCGAGACCCAGACAAGAAGAGGUUUGAGGAAUUCCAGAUCAAAUCGUACCCCGUAAAAGACUUCAGCAACUUGAAGAGCUACAAGCUGAAGCUCUCCGAGACUUAUUCCACGAAGGACGACCCCAGGGCCUGUCACCAUCUGACCCGGAAGUUCGGAGGUCACAGAGAAUUUGGGGAGAUGCUGUUCAGGCCACACGUCCUUCCCAGAAUGAGUCAGAGAGAGUCCUCGUCCCCAACUCCACCCCUCAGGGGGUAUUCCCUCCCUGAGGAACUGUUGGAUGUUCCCGUCGGCGAGCUGGAAUCUUGGGAAUUGCACAGGGAUUCUGGGAAGAGCAGCCUGACCGGGGAAGAUUCUUUCAGCUCUCCACGUAGCCCAUCUAACCAAGACAAGGGCGUCGUAACCACAGAGUUUGGCAAGCUCCCCGUGGAGGCGGCGGUGGGGGCCUAUAUCCGGGUCCAGGGUGUGGAUGAGGGGGAAGUCCUGGGUCUUCAUCAAAUCCUCCUCCCGGAGGGCCUCCAGGACAAGAGACCCCUGAUCCUGGUGAGUCAGGGGGCCGAAGUGAUCCAGCUGAAGAUAAACAAACUGGAGGGCUUCCUGGACAGAGAGACCAACGAGAAGCUGACCCAGAUGCAGAUUCCCUACCCCAGUGAUGAUGAGAUCUGCCAGAGGUUCCUGAGAGAAAACGACUGGAGGAUCUUCCACAGAGACCUGAAGCACCUGCUGGUAAAGCCAGGCGAGACCCACUGCCCUCGCUGCCUCACCGCCGACCACUGUGUGGCCCAGGCCGGGGUGCUCAACCUGCGGGCACCCAAGGGGAGGGCCCGACGACCCUGCUCCAUCUUCAUCUCCACCACCUCUGACCAUCGGGAGCAGCUGCCCCCUCUCCGGCUCAUCCACAGCAUCUCAGCACCCCGUCCCCGCCUCCAGGAGCUCCUGCCUCAGUAUCGACAUCCCGGGAUCCUAAUGGAGAGCUAAUAAAGAGCGGGGGACGGGGCGGAGACGGUCCCCUCGGAAGCCAGA
Messenger RNA from Ornithorhynchus anatinus (platypus), 2127 nucleotides. RefSeq names its product cyclic nucleotide binding domain containing 2 (gene CNBD2). The record is from RefSeq and is a predicted model, not a curated record. Gene Ontology annotation, molecular function: cAMP binding. NCBI's taxonomy places the organism in Eukaryota, Metazoa, Chordata, Mammalia, Monotremata, Ornithorhynchidae. The transcript is spliced from 12 exons. The coding region runs from base 103 to 2082 and encodes 659 amino acids. Gene Ontology annotation, biological process: spermatogenesis.